Messenger RNA from Fusarium keratoplasticum, 804 nucleotides. RefSeq lists its product as uncharacterized. The transcript is spliced from 4 exons. Gene Ontology annotation, biological process: cardiolipin biosynthetic process. NCBI's taxonomy places the organism in Eukaryota, Fungi, Ascomycota, Sordariomycetes, Hypocreales, Nectriaceae. The record is from RefSeq and is a predicted model, not a curated record. Gene Ontology annotation, cellular component: membrane; mitochondrion. Bases 1 to 804 code for a protein of 267 amino acids. Gene Ontology annotation, molecular function: cardiolipin synthase activity.
AUGUUGCUGUCUGCGAGGCUGGCUGGGCGGGCGGCGGCUAGCAGGUGCUCGCCCGUUGGGUUGAGGUUUGCGACGUCAGGGCCGAGGAGGUUGUUCUUUACAAAGUCGCAAGCUUGGUUGGAGCAAAAGACCAAGGAGGAGCGUGUUGAACCAGCAGCCCUCCAGAAAAAGACGAAUCCUCCUCCCCGCUCGGCCGUCCUCCACGAAGACAUCUACACGAUUCCCAACAUCCUUACGUUUACACGCCUCAUUGCUGCGCCCGCCAUUGGAUAUCUUGUGCUACAUGAUCAACACGCUUGGGCUGUGGGGCUGUUUGCCUACGCUGGAGUUACAGACCUGCUGGAUGGAUGGAUCGCACGGCGGUGGAACAGCAAAACUGUCGUGGGGACUGUUAUUGAUCCCAUGGCGGACAAGACGCUCAUGACGAUAUUGACGGUGUGCCUCGCCAUCAAGGGAGCCCUGCCGAUCUGGGUUGCCACCGUCAUCCUCGGUCGAGACGUGGGACUCGCCAUCUCGGCUAUAUACUACCGCUGGAUCUCACUCCCUCCUCCAAAGACGUUUGCCCGGUACUGGGAUUUCUCUCUCCCUUCGGCUGAGGUGCGUCCUACUACCAUCAGCAAGUACAACACCUUCUUGCAACUCGCUCUCGUUGGAGCCACGACUGCCGCGCCGCUCGUGGGAACAGAUCUGACACCCGCAUUGACGAUAAUGCAAUAUGUCGUUGCUGGUACGACCAUCUGGAGCGGAGCGAGUUACAUUUAUACAAAGGACGCUGUCAAGAUCCUCAACAAGCCCAAGCCCUGA